Messenger RNA from Cylindrotheca closterium, 2358 nucleotides. NCBI's taxonomy places the organism in Eukaryota, Bacillariophyta, Bacillariophyceae, Bacillariales, Bacillariaceae. The record is from the annotation of a GenBank genome assembly.
AUGGGCAAUCGAGCAGCAUGUUUUUGCCUUAUAGCGUUGAUCUUUGAAGGUUCAACAUCGGCUUUCUUUUCCACAAGCACAAUCAAGUUUCGUUUCCUACAACCUCUGAAGAAUUCAUACUUGGAGAACCUGUCGCCGUACAACAAAGAUAACAGCAAGGGAACUACAUCAACUGAAACCGUUGGCUCAACAGACGUUGGCAGCACACGUGUACUCAUUACACCUCAUCUUCCAGUCGUAGAUGGCGGGGAUGAUGCCGCAAAAAAUUCACAACCCGAGAGGGAAACAAUUCUUCCAAAAGACACUGCUCCUCCUAGAGCAGAGGGGCAACAGAAGACAGCAGAUACGAAAGUAUUCCCCAGCAGGGAAGGGUCUCCCACUUUUCCAAACGUGACCGAACAUCCUCCUAGAUGGACGGAAGUGAAACCAGGCACUGGUAAAGAAAAGGGGCAACAGAAGACUGCAGAGGCCAAAGUAUUUCACAGGGAAGGAUCUCCCACUUUCCCAACCGUGACCGAGCAUCCUCCUAGAUGGACGGAAGUGAAAUCAUCAGAAAACUCUCGGCAGGCCAAAGGGCUUCAAAAGUCUGCCUAUGAGCUCGAAAGAGAGAAAUACGAUCAAGGUUAUUUUGCGCACAAUUCUCGAGACACACCGUCAUCAUCAUCAUCAAGAAAGCAAGAUUUUAAGCAGGAUGAAGGAGCUGAAGAUGAAGUUGUCCAGGCGGAAGUCGUUGAGGUGCUUCCUAGUGAUCCUCCACCAAUUCCAAAUGAUGGUCGUCACGACUACCUUGCUUCCAAAAACAUGGAACUUGCGCAAGAAAACUCGCAUCUUCAGCAGCAAAACGAGAGGCAAAAAUUCGAACUCGAAUCGUUUCUUCGGGGCUCCCUUUCUAAUCCUCAGGUCGCCCCCGAUAACAGAGCUCCUCUUUGGCAUAAUGAUGGAUUGCUUUCUGACCCUCUCGACCGUCACGUCCCCGUCCCCAAUAACAAUUAUCCCGCGAAUAACCACCUGGCGGCGCCUCCUCCUCCUCUUUGGCAGGAUGAUAAUUUGCUUCAAGAGAACUCCAUGCUUAGAUCUGAGAAUGAGCUCCAAAGACAGGAUCUCCAGGCUGUUACAUCUGAGAUAGAUAACAUGGAAAGUAUGAUCCAGUCAAUCGAAGACAGAUCCUAUCUUGAGAUACAGAAGCUGGAGAACUUGAACGACCAACUCAGAGAUGACAAUGAGCGACAAAAGCAGCAGGUGGAAAACUUUACACUGCAAAUGAGCGACAUGCAAAAUAUGGUUCAGGCGAUUCGCGAUGAAGCGGUGUCCUUGGAAAAUGAGAAGAAAAAACUGCAAAAUGAUAAUGAUCUUCUUACGGCAAAGCUACAAGGAUUGGAGGGUGACAGUGAGAGAAAAAGAUACGAGCUGGGGAACUCAAAUGAUCAGAUAUCAGGCUUGCAAAAUGUUAUUGCAAACUUGCAGAGCGAUUAUUCCAAGUUGCAAAAUCAGUAUGAUCUAGAAAUCAAAGACAGAAACUCAUUGGAGUCAAAAUUUGAUGGUGUGGUCGGAGAAUUCGAGAAACAGCGAUACGAACUAGAAGCUUACAAGAAGGAUAGAGCAAGCAUGGAGAGUCUCGUCCAUUCAAUUAGGGAAGAGUCAGAAGCUCUAAAGAGUGACAAGAAAGAACUUCAGGAUACAACCACAACCAUGAAACUGACGAUGGAUGAUAUGUCGCAACAGCUCCGGACGUCGCAAAACAAGAUUGGCAAUUUGAAUGCUGAAAACGAAGAAAUUGUCAAAAAGAGCCAAACAGCUUACAGCCGGUUGCAGAACCAGCUUGAAGUCUCUUUGAAUGAAUUGAAGCAGAUAUCUGACGAGAAGAAUGGGAUGAAAAUGCGCAUGCAAUCGUUGGAAGACGAGAACAAAAGGCAACGCUAUGACAUCGACAAUAGUUCGAGAGAUAAAAGAGCUUUAGAAGUUCUGGUCAAGUCAAUGCAAAGUGAAGCAGAAGCACUGAAGAACGACAAAAGAGAACUGGAGACAACUCUAGCAGGAUUCCAGCAGGAAAAUCAAAAGCUUUUGCAGCAGCUAUCAAGUUCAGAAAAGGAAAUCGAAAGACUUCAAAGCGAGAAGGACAAUGCCGUAUCCCAAAGCAAUGAGUACUACGAGCAAUACCAACAGCUUCAAUUGAGAUUUCAAGAAGUACUUGAUGAUCUCGAGGCUUGCCAACGAGACGGAGCUCGUUUUCGUGCCGACCUGCAAUAUGACAACGUAAACGAAGAUUUUAUGAGCAGGAUCAACAGUCGACAGCAAAACCAAAUGAGGAGGAAUCAAAUGGACGGGCCGCCAAGGGGGGACGGAAGCUGGUGGAACUAG